UCUCAUUCCCUGUGGCCCGGUCCGUCUUUCCCUUCUUCCCCUGUCCCUAUGUGAGCGCCUGCCACUCUGGCUCCUGGCUGUGGUGCUGCAUCAGUGUCAUCACUCAGGAUGGACUCCCCACCACUCUACCUGCCUCUGCUGCUGCUGACCUGUCUGCUCACCCUCUGGCAAGGGGCAGGAGCUCAGUCAUUAUUCACCAUAGAUAGUGUGACACUCAAACUGGACCCAAGUGGUGAGGUAACCAGUGGGACCUUGAUGAACCUGAACUGUGAGGUCAGCGUCAGCCAUGACCAGUCCAACCCCAUGACACACAGCUUCAACUUCCUGCGAGACGAUGUCCUGGUCUACUCCAAAAACACCACCGAAUCUGCGGCCCUUCACCAGCUCAACCCGGCCAGGGCUGCCAACUCUGGCACUUACAAGUGCCAGGUCAUAGUUCAAGACAAGAGCAAAGGCAGCAGAACCCACAGACUCACAGUCACAGGCUUGCAGACGCCUGUGCUGCAGGUGACCUCCCAGAUCCUGUUUGAGGGGGAUGAGGUGGCAGCUACCUGCAGCGCCCCAGAUGAGUCUGGCUCCCUGCUCUUCCACUUCUACCAGGACCAGGAGAAGAUCAAGCAGGUGAGGGCCAUUGGAAACUCAGUGGGGACCAGGCUGGAGCUGAAGCAUGCUGGGGACAAACACCUGCGCUGUUACUUUGAAAUCACCAUGCUGCCUGACGCUGGGAGGUCCAACAACAGUAACACUGUCAAGGUCAUGGUCAAAGAACUUUUCAUCACACCUGUCAUGAACAUUCUUCCUGGUAAAAACGUGAUUGAGGGUGACAUUGUCGAGUUUGUCUGUCGAGUGGUGAACCCCCCAUCCAAUGUGACGGUCUUCCUGAACAAGGACAAGAGGGUGCUUAAGACAGCCUCCAUUAGUCUCAGUCAUUCACUCAGAGUUCUGGCAGAGGACUCUGGGGAGUAUGUGUGCAAGGUGGAAAGAGGCAAUGUGCAGAAAGAAGCCUAUGAGAGCAUCAAAGUCAAAGAGUUGUUUUCCAAGCCAGUCCUGGUGAUGAAGCCCAGAGAGGUGUUUGAGACAGAGCGCUUCACACUGAACUGUGAUACUGACCGCUAUUCCCAUGAGAGAAUCAACAUUGGGGACGUGAAGUACUCCCUGUACAGGAACCAAGUCCUACUGACAUCAGGAGGGAACUACAGUGCCACAGCACACCCCUCCCUUAAUGGAAAUUACUCCUGCCAGGCCCAAGCCCAAGGAAGAGGCCAAACCAAAAAGAUCUUCAAAAACAGCACACAGAUUGUCCUCAAGGCAAAAGUGCCUGUGUCAGUCCCUCUUCUGAGCGUGGUAGGGGGCAGGUUGAUCCUGGGCAAGCCCUUCCAGCUCCAGUGUCAGAGUGACAACGGUAGUCUGCCCAUUACCUACACCCUGCUGAGCCCCCACAGACAAGCUGAGUUCAGGGUGGUCCGCAGACCCUGGGAUCUGGCCCUCUUCAACAUCACCUCCAUCCAUAGGAGCUCUGACAUCCACAGCUUCUCCUGCAAAGCCGAGAACAACCCCAGUCAGCCCUACAUGGAGAGCUCAGGAGAUCACCUCCGACGCACUGCCACCAUCAUAGAGCCAGUGUCCAGGCCAGUACUGACCUUGACACCCAAAAUGGGGGACGUGGCUGAGGGGGAGGACCUGACCCUAACCUGCACUGUCCAGCGGGGCACGCCCCCCAUCACCUACACAUGGUAUCACACAAAGAGUGCCCUGCCCCUGCUGUCCAAGACCACCAAUGACAUGCGAUUAUCCCACUCGUUUCAAGGUGUCAGUAGAGAGCAUGGAGGCGGAUACUACUGUGUCACUAACAACCCAUCCAAUGACAGCCAGAGGAGUGCCAUGGUCACUGUUGGAGUGAAGUUGGCUGGCUGGAAGAAGGGGCUGAUCGCAGCAUUCUGCAUCCUGCUCACAGUGUCUCUCAUCAUCAUCAUCCUCGUUAAGAAAUGCCUUCUUCCAUUCAGAAGAGAGAGAACAGUGGAACUGUCAGUGAAGCCAGCAAGCACUAAAACAGACGAGACUCUGAGGCUGACCCAUGGAGAAGUCAAUGAGGCUGCCAAUGUCACUCCUGGGGUCAUGGGAAGGAGCGUCUGGAGUGAUCACGUCUCAGGCUCAGAGUCUGACGACCAGACCAGCGAGGAAACUACUGAGGUACCUGAGCCACAAUACACUGAGGUCCAUCCCCAGGAGGUAGGCCCCACCAGAGCCCCUGUGAAGAAAGGCACAGACACUGUGUACAGCGAAGUGCGGAAUUCGAAUCAAGGUGAGUCAGCGUCCGAACAAGCUGACGGCCUAGGCUCAGUUGAGUAUGCCCAGUUAAACCACAAUGACCACGAGUCAGAAGAACCAGAGCACGAACCCCGGCCUGAACCAGAGCCAGAACCAGAACAAGGGUCAGAACAAGACGGACAACUUGAAUGACCACCAUCAAUAUUUAUUCUCUGAUUUAUUCAGCCCAUUGAGCUGUUAUUGAUUUGAAUGCAUUUGUAUAUUUUCUAUAUUUUUUACACCUCUUCUUCUUAUUAACCUUUUGUACAGUCUUUAAAUGCCUGUAAUUAUGCCUUUGUGAAUUGAGAAUAAAACAAUGCAGCAGAAUGGGA
Oncorhynchus tshawytscha (Chinook salmon) is the source of this 2639-nucleotide messenger RNA. RefSeq names its product platelet endothelial cell adhesion molecule. The transcript is spliced from 15 exons. NCBI's taxonomy places the organism in Eukaryota, Metazoa, Chordata, Actinopteri, Salmoniformes, Salmonidae. Gene Ontology annotation, biological process: cell surface receptor signaling pathway. The record is from RefSeq and is a predicted model, not a curated record. Gene Ontology annotation, molecular function: transmembrane signaling receptor activity. Bases 109 to 2460 code for a protein of 783 amino acids.